Molecule: messenger RNA, 858 nt
Organism: Homalodisca vitripennis (glassy-winged sharpshooter)
Lineage: Eukaryota; Metazoa; Arthropoda; Insecta; Hemiptera; Cicadellidae
Exons: 1
Coding region: 1-858 (285 amino acids)
Source: RefSeq, a predicted model, not a curated record
AUGAAUCUUGAAGGAGAUUUCCUUUUGUUUGCUGACGAUGUAAAACUAUUCGGUGAAGAGGCAUCAUAUCAACAACUGGUUCGUCUACAAGAGGAUCUCAUGAAGAUUGAGGAAUGGUGCGUACUCAAUGGCAUGGACUUAAACCCUACUAAAUGUCUGGUGAUAACAUUUUCAAAAUCCAGACAGACUCAUCAAUUUAACUAUAUACUUCAAAAUUUCACAUUAAGAAGAGUUACGGAGGUUAAAGAUCUGGGCAUUCUUCUGACUGCAAAUCUGGAUUUUGGAGCUCAUAUAUCUAAUGUAUGUGGAAAAGCUCUUAAAACACUUGGGCUUGUCAAUAGAAUUUGUAGGCAGGGACUGUCUGCCUCUUCUCUCAAGACUCUUUAUGUUGCUCUCGUCCGACCAAUAAUGGAGUAUUCAGUUGUUGUAUGGUCUCCUCAUCAGAUUGGACACUGUUCAUCCUUGGAUGCUGUGCAGAGACGAUUUAUUAGGACGAUUGGAGUCAAGCUCGGAUACAGAUACAUAGAGGUUGGCAUUCAAGCAAUGGAGCGUUGUCUAAAUUUACCAACUCUUUCAUCAAGAAGAACGCUCAUUGACUUGAUGUUCCUUUACAAAAUUCUUAAUAACACCAUUGAUUGUUCCGAGAUACUUCAAAUGAUUGAUUUCCACGUUCCUCGGUCGGCGAGACAUUUCCAGCUGUUUACCAUCCAUCAUCUCUCGACAAACUACCUUUACCACAGCGCUAUUCCAAGAUUGAUGAGGAUUGGAAAUGCAGUCUCUGCAGAUCUGGAUUUUUUUGGGAAGCCCCUGUCAUCAUUUAAGAGGAGGGCAGCCACUAUACUGCAUGAGCUUGAUUAG